AGAUCGGACGGCCGGAUCCGCCUCCCCCCCGCGCCGAUCCGACGGCGGAGGACGCCCCCGCGAGCCCUAUAUCUCCCUCUCCCCUCCCCCCGCACUUGCCCUUGCCUCCACUCGGCUGUCGCCGCCGCCUAAACCCUUCCCCGUCUCGCGCCCUCCUCCUCAGUUUGGAACGAUGGCAUUGGCUAAUAAGCUUGGUGGCCUGCUCAAGAAAGCCACUAGCUCAAAUCCUUCUAUCUAUCAAGCAAUCAGAUGCAUGUCAUCAUCUAAGCUCUUUGUUGGAGGGCUUUCUUAUGGCACUGAUGAUCACAGUCUCAGAGAUGCCUUCGCGAAUUAUGGCCAGGUUAUUGAAGCUAGGGUUAUCAUGGACCGUGAGUCUGGAAGAUCCAGAGGUUUCGGCUUUGUAACUUACACAUCAUCCGAGGAGGCUUCAGCUGCCAUCACUGCCAUGGAUGGAAAGGAUCUCCAUGGAAGGAACAUACGGGUUAACCAUGCUACUGAGAGGACAGGUGGCUUCCGGGCCAGUGGCGGCGGUGGUUUUGGUGGUGGGGGCUAUGGCGGCGGCGGCGGUUUUGGUGGUGGGGGCUAUGGCGGUGGUGGCGGCGGUUACGGUGGCAGCGGAGGGUACGGUGGGGGCAACUAUGGCAACAGGGGUGGCGGUGGCGGCUAUGGUGGUGGUGGAGUUGCAGGUGGAGCUGGGGGCAAUUUUGCUGCUGGAGGCGGCGACAGCUUUGGCACCAACUUCGGUGGUGACAGUGGGUUUGCUGCUGGUGGAUUUGGCGCUGCCAGUGGCACUGGUGGUGAUGAGUUCACUGCUGGUGGCAGCUUCAGCAGCAACAAGAAUGACGAAAUCAUGGAGGAUAUGUUCAAGGAUGAUGAGUCGGACAACUACGCCGACAAAAGGGCCUAGUUUUUGUCCUCCAAGCUACCCUAGCAUACCAGUAAAAAUGAGGUGAAUGAUCAUCUGGAUGAGAUUCCAGGACAAUCUGUAGUGCCUGGUGUUUUUCUGUUAGCUUUAUAGGUCUCUUCUGACUAAAUAAUGGAACGAGGCACUUUGUGUUGAACAGACCAUCGAAGUGUGCUUUAUUUUGACUUGCUCUGUUGCCUGUUUGCGCCUCUGGCAAACGAUGGCUGUUUCAAGGUCUUUUGGUAGUGCUCUGAAAUUCUGUUUGCUAGAAUAGGCAAAAAAAAAUUAUAUUAGAGUUGCAACCAAAUACUCAAGGUUGAGCUUGUAGGUGAA
Panicum virgatum (switchgrass) is the source of this 1237-nucleotide messenger RNA. RefSeq names its product glycine-rich RNA-binding protein 2, mitochondrial-like. NCBI's taxonomy places the organism in Eukaryota, Viridiplantae, Streptophyta, Magnoliopsida, Poales, Poaceae. The coding region runs from base 173 to 907 and encodes 244 amino acids. The record is from RefSeq and is a predicted model, not a curated record. Gene Ontology annotation, molecular function: RNA binding. The transcript is spliced from 5 exons.